Molecule: messenger RNA, 2720 nt
Organism: Clupea harengus (Atlantic herring)
Lineage: Eukaryota; Metazoa; Chordata; Actinopteri; Clupeiformes; Clupeidae
Gene: dyrk4
Product: dual specificity tyrosine phosphorylation regulated kinase 4
Biological process (GO): peptidyl-serine phosphorylation; peptidyl-threonine phosphorylation
Cellular component (GO): cytoskeleton; nucleus; cytoplasm
Molecular function (GO): ATP binding; protein serine/threonine/tyrosine kinase activity; protein serine/threonine kinase activity
Source: RefSeq, a predicted model, not a curated record
GACGACAGCGCUUACGUUUUCACAACUGGAAGCUAAGCAGCCGUGAUAAACUGGCGGUGAUCUAUUGGCUAUCAUCUCACACAGAGUGUGACCGUGAUCCACGCGUCUACCUCAUGAACUCCUUGGGAUGAAAGAAAGUCAAAUUUCCAGCAUCAUGUUUCCUGAAAUCCAUAAGUCUACAGAACUUGAUGCCUCUCCGCACUCACACAUCCUCCAGGUUGAGAGCAUGCCGCAGCCAUCACACUGGUCCUAUUCCCAGCAAUUGGACACAAAGGUCGGGAUCCUAUCUCAGGUGCAGGCCACCAUGAAUGAGAUGGUGGUGGGUAAUGAGGAACAUCACCAUCACUCUGAUGGCAUCUUGCCAUACAUAAUCAGUCAAGAGGUGCAGAGGAGCAACUUCAUAAAUAAGGGGGGGAACCAAAAGGCUUCUCAAAUGGAAACAAGUUCCUCAGCGAAGGAACCUUCAGAUUCUAUAGCCACCAGACGGAUUUUGAAUAAUACUGGAAAAGAGAGGACAUGUGAAAGACAAAGGCAACCAAUGUCACCAACAGAAACACUGAAGCACUUCCACUGUCACCUCACUGAGUUUGAACUGGAGGAGAUCAUGGAUUAUUCUGAGAUAUGGUACUUGGGUCUGGACACCAACAAGAUUGAGGCCUCCCGUAGGACACCACACAACUCUGGCUAUGAUGAUGAGCAUGGCAGUUACAUUAAGGUUCUACAUGACCAUAUUGCGUUCCGCUUUGAGAUUCUGGAGAUGAUUGGGAAAGGAUGCUUUGGCCAAGUCUUCAGAUGUCUUGAUCAUAAAACGAAUGAAGUUGUUGCAAUUAAGGUUAUUCGCAACAAGGAAAGAUUCCACCAUCAGGCCUUAGUAGAGUUAAAGAUCCUUGAUGCUUUGAGGAGAAAAGAUAAGGACAACAGCCACAAUGUCAUUCACAUGAAAGAAUACUUCUACUUCCGCAACCAUCUCUGCAUUUCAUUUGAGCUGUUGGGAGGGAACCUGUAUGAGCUAAUGAAGAAGAAUCAUUUCCAUGGCUUCGGCUUUACACUGAUUCGUUGCAUAGCUCAUUCCUUACUUAAGUGCCUGCAGAUGUUACGAAGAGAGAAGAUCAUCCACUGUGAUCUUAAACCGGAGAACAUCCUCUUGUGUCCCAAGGGCCAGGGGAACAUUAAAGUGGUUGACUUCGGAUCCAGUUGCUACGAACAGCAAAGAGUGUACACCUAUAUCCAAAGCCGCUUUUACCGCGCCCCAGAAGUGAUCCUUGGGCACCCAUACAGUAUGGCUAUCGAUAUGUGGAGUUUGGGCUGCAUCCUGGCAGAGCUCUACACCGGUUACCCCCUGUUUCCAGGGGAGAGUGAACGGGAGCAGAUGGCAUGCAUUGUUGAGGUGUUAGGAAUGCCUCCUGAUGACUUCAUCCAGACUGCAUCCAGACGGAGACUAUUCUUUGGUUCCAGCGGAAACCUUAAGAACAUUACAAACAGCAAGGGAAAAAUACGACACCCUAACUCAAAAGACCUGGCUAGUGUUUUGAGGACAGAUGACGCUACUUUCCUGGACUUUCUGAAGGGCUGUCUUAUGUGGGACCCCAAUAAGCGCAUGCCACCGGAUGAGGCCAUGCAACAUGAGUGGAUUCAGGAGUACCUCAAUAAGGCUGACAUGAAAAUUCAGCCACACAGAAAGCCUACUGACCAACCAGACAGCAAUUAUGACCUCUACGAAGCAUCCAGGACAAGGAAAGAUGAGACGUUGAGUUCCGGUGCCUGCGAGAGAAACAUGAGAGAGAACUCAGCCAAGACGUGGUCUGCAGAGUGUCAGCAGCCUAUUGGUGCAUCAGCAGAAGGGCACAGUGAGGCUGUGUCUCAGCUCACCAGUCAAGUCAAGCCAGAGGCCACUGGGAAGAGACCUGUACCCAUCAUCAUCAAACCCCAGCGGGGUACAGACAUUAAUCGGGCUUGGUAGGAGUCCACACAGUGCCAGACACCCAUGAGGGGCUUGGAUAAUCUAUCAGCUAAAACAACUCACUGGCUCAGAAUGAGAGAGUACAAAGCGUAAUAUAUAAUUUGGGUAUUGUAUUGUUUUUAUAAGGGAUAUCAGGGUUUAAUGAGUUAUUUUAUUAAGUUAUUAAGUGAGUGGAGCUGUUAUCACUCAAUUAGUCUGCCAUUAAACAAAAUCUUAUUUGUUUAAUAGGAAUAUGUUUGAAUAGGAAUCUUUACUGGAGGCUUUAUUCAAACAGAAAUGUGGAUGGUACAGUGUCAGCUUAUAAGUGCAGCAGUCUGCGUUUCUAAUCCAAUGCACUUUUUGUCAAAUUCAGCGAAUUGUUCCUGGCCUUCCUGUAGCUUCCUGUAGAACUCUGGCACUGUAAAUGGGAAACAAACAUAAUGGCUCGGACCAAGCCAUAAACAGUUCCAGCCAAUCAACACAUUGCUUCAUGAGCACGGGCGGAAGGGGUGUAAUUUGAUUGGCUGUUGAGCUCAAAUAUCUACAAGAUUUUGACAGAAUCAUGGAGUGCAUCCUUAUGUCCUUACAGUUUUGUGUACUUUUACUAAAGCAUGAUGUUUGACUGCUUUCUCUCUGCAGCAGGAUAUUGCAAUUCAGACAUUUCCAUUUUCCAGACAUUUGUGGUACCAUUGUGGAGGAAUGUCCUACCCGUUUGUACCCAAUCUGGGGACCACAAGCCUUGCUAUUUUUAAGACCUUAUUAAAGCACCACUAUGCAACAG